AUGAAAUUCAGCUCACUGACUCUCCUCGCGGCGGCCGGUGUCGCGUCCACGGCCUCCAUCGUCACGUCCCAAGGCACGGGCGAUGCAUCGACCACUGCCACCACCACAACCACGACGACGACGACGGCUAUGAACAUGUCCACGCCGAGCACGACGCCAUCGUCAUCAUCUCCAUCGGGUUCCAUGGCUGGAGCCUCCGUUGGUGGUGGUGGCGGCAGCAGCGCCGGGGCUGGCGCGACCAUCACGUCCAGAGGCGGCGACGUCUUUGCCGACCUCGAGACGACCAAGCACCCGGGCGACUCGUACCACAUGCCUCCUGUCCGUGUCAUCCAAGCACGUGUCCAGAGCGAUAGCCCCAUUAACGUCAAGGGCGUGUUCGUCUCGAGCUUUGGCGACGGUGACCUCGAAGCCGGGUACUUGAGUGCUAUGGACACGGUCAACACGGCGUCCGUCGAAGGCGCGCUCAUGUACGUGCAGGCCGAAGGCAUCAACAUCAACGUCCGUGCCGAGGAAGAGCGAUGCGAGCGCAAGUCGGGCAUGGCAAACAUUGUGUUUUACGAGAUUCUGAUCGUCCAGACGAACGAGACGCUGGCGCAGUUUCAAUCUUCGUGGGGCAAGACGCCCGAGUACGGCCCGAUGCUGCCCAUGGACAGUGGGCGCUGUACGCCGCUCUCGGGCGACGACGACUUUCCUGCGGGCUGUCUCCAGUUUAAUGGAGACGAGGGCCAGCCGAACGUUGGCCCGUUCGUUGGGGCCGGCAUCAAAGACGACGACGUGCGGGCGCCGUACCCGGAGAACUACUGGUUCUCAUAUCCAGGCACGUGUCCGCUGAAAGCGUGGGGCGACAAGACGGACGAGUGCCGUGCAUCCACGCGCAAGGGACUGUGUGACUACGGAAAAGGCCCGGAUGGUGUCGAGUGCACUUUUGCCUACAACAUCUUGGGCUGGGUCACGAUCGACGACAUUGUGGGCAUCACUGCUAUUGAGAACCCCUCUACCGGCUCGCCGUACGCCAACUUUACCGAGUGGUGUUUAGCUGACACGAACAACACGGAGUUCGCUGCGGACGCCGAGACUGGCGAGUACCAGACGGGUCUGCCGUUCUGGGAGGACCCGCUCAACACGACGGCGAACGCAGCUCGCGCACAGGCGGUCAUUGCCAAGUACGAGGAGGUGCUUACGUCAGGCUCGACGCAGAUUGAGAGCACUUUGCUUGCUGCCUUCCGACCGCUGCCGACGCCGGAAGAGCUUGCGGCAAUGAACCCGCCGUGUUACAUGACGGUGGAAGCUUGCGGGUCUGGUAACGGGUGCAAGCGUGUUGGCUACUCACAGAUCUGUACGGAGUGCGAAGCGGGCGAGGGUUGCGAGACUAGCGGAGAUGGAUUCGUGUACCCUACGCUUGCGAAGGCGAAAACGGAGCUGUCCGAGGAAGAGACGACGACUAAGGUGGUAGACGGCAGCACUACUGGUGGUGCGACGGAGUCGGAGACGGACUCGACCACAUCUGGCGCUGCUGCACCGAUGGUGUUCACGGCUGCUUCCGUAGCCCUUGGUUUCGUGGCUGCUGUUCUUGCUCUGUAG
Messenger RNA from Peronospora matthiolae, 1581 nucleotides. The record is from the annotation of a GenBank genome assembly. Lineage: Eukaryota; Oomycota; Peronosporomycetes; Peronosporales; Peronosporaceae.